CUUCAAUCGAAAAAAAGAUAAUUAGAAAAAGAAAAAAAAAAAGGUAAAUCCCAAACCGCCUUCCCCGAAACGAACCACAGCGACCCUCAAUUAUAUUCAGAAACCCUAAAACCUUUCUCUCCGUUGUAACCCACUCGUCUGCGUCCCCAUCUCAUCCCUACUUUCCACAGGCACCAAAUCUCUCUUUCUCUCACGCGUCUCUUUGUGAUCGUUGUCUCAGUUCCUCGAACGCUUCUUUAAUCGUCUCCUGGUCUAGAUCUCCAUCUUAGCAGAAGGAUUUCACUUGUCUCUCGUUUGGAUGUCUACUGCUUUGGAUAUGUCGCUUGAUGACAUGAUUAAGAACAGCAGGGGUAAUCGUGAGAGAACUAGAGGGGGUAGGGCCCCUCGUGGCCGUGGUGGACCACGUGGGUCCUUUAAUGCUGGAAGGAUGGCAGCUGGAAGAAUUCCAGGUGGAAGAAUGACAGGAGCAGUUCGUAGAGGUCCAAUCCCAGUGAAUACUCGGCCAUCCUCGUAUACCAUUGCCAAGUCUACCCGCCGAACCAAGCGUUUCCCAUGGCAACCUGAUUUGUUUGAAGACAGCAUUAGAGCUGCGGGGAUAUCAGGGAUUGAAAUUGGCACAAAGUUAUAUGUUUCCAACUUGGACUAUGGAGUGACAAAUGAGGAUAUAAGGGAACUUUUCUCUGAGAUCGGAGAGCUGAAACGAUAUGCGGUACAUUUUGACAAAAAUGGCCGUCCAAGUGGUUCUGCUGAAGUGGUUUAUACUAGAAGAAGUGAUGCAUUUGCAGCAUUGAAGCGGUAUAAUAAUGUCCUAUUGGAUGGGAAACCUAUGAAGAUUGAGAUUGUUGGUGCCAAUGCAGGGAUGCCUAUUUCGGCUCGUGUGAAUGUGACAGGAGCGCAUGGAAGGAAGAAAAGGACUGUUGUAAUGACGCCUGGACCUGGUCGUGGUGGUGGCUAUGCUUUGCCUAUGGUUAAUCGUGGUUCUGGGCCUGAUGGUGGUGUGUUCAGUCGGUGUUUUAUUCUUGUGGUUUGCUCCUUGGACCUUGUAUUUCUUGUCUUGUUUUGUACUCCUUUCUUUGUAUCUUGUACAAAAAGUUGGCGCCUGAACAUGAGAAGAAUUAGGGUUUUGAAGGGGGCAUGAUCAAAAUAUUUUGUGGCUGGGAUUCGGGUUAUACAUGCAGAGAAUGAAGAAAAUGAAGGAGAAGAAGACUCCCAGGCACCAAAUCUAGCAUUCCUUAGGCAUCACACAUAGGCUGAGUUGCACAAACAGUAGAAGAUUACUAGGCAUCAUACCUAGUGUUCCGUAGGGAUCAUAUUUGGGCUGAAUUGCAUAACCUAGUGUUCCACUAUUCAGCUGCGCAUCAUCAUAAGGCUGAAUAGUAGAACACGAUUGAAAAGAAAAGUGUUAUGGCUGCUGCACUUCCUCAGAACUUGGCCAUUGAGUUGAGAAGAUCAGACCCAUAUAGGGCCUUUAUUCUUAAUAAAAAAAUGUACUGGGCUUUUUAAAUGUGAAAUUACUAGAGCAAAUUAUAACUCCAUAGCACCAGAAUCAUGUAGACAAAUAAAUGCUGUGACUUACUGACUGAGGGAAGUCAGGAUUUACGGUAACAACUCAAUAAUGACUGUAGUAGCCUAGCCUAGCUUAGAAAUGUAACCUAAGCUGGCUUGCUCUUAAAGCUUUAUUUUUCCUUGAUCUUCAUGCAUCCUUCGUCUCUAUCUUUCUCUCUCUCAAUUUAUUUAAGAUUCUGUAAAUUGGUAUUAAGAAAGUGAUUUGUGCAAAGAUUUUGUUGAAGGAAAAAAUAAUAAAUUCUGGUAUAUAGGCUAGAGAUCCAAAUUUGGGAACUUCAACUGAGAAGUCCUAGACUGGUUACAAAUGCCAAAUACUCAUUCAGAUCAUAUGGGAGGGUCCUAUUGGAAGUUGAUAAAUUCCAAGUUAGUCAGUUUGAUUGAGCUUUAGGUGAUUCUUGUUUCUCUUUUUGGAUGGGCUCAACAGACAUUAUCUUCAACCACUAAUUUCUAUGGAACUUAAUUAUAGUUAUUUUGC
Molecule: messenger RNA, 2041 nt
Organism: Prunus mume (Japanese apricot)
Lineage: Eukaryota; Viridiplantae; Streptophyta; Magnoliopsida; Rosales; Rosaceae
Source: RefSeq, a predicted model, not a curated record